Molecule: messenger RNA, 3625 nt
Organism: Harmonia axyridis
Lineage: Eukaryota; Metazoa; Arthropoda; Insecta; Coleoptera; Coccinellidae
Gene: side
Product: hemicentin-1
Exons: 15
Coding region: 759-2969 (736 amino acids)
Molecular function (GO): protein binding
Source: RefSeq, a predicted model, not a curated record
ACUAUCGAAUCAACGUCAGAUGUAGAUUGAGUUUGACGAAUUUUCAAUGAUAAUGUGCCUAUACUAAAUGAAUAUGACACGUGGAAAAUAAUAUUUCUAGAAUGUUAUUCAACACGUCUUCAAUAAAUUAGUCAGGAAAAAUUUUCAUUCGGAAGAAAAGUUUAUUUAAUCGGGGGCCCCUGAGGACCUUGAGGCCAUACGUUCCAGCGUACUAAGCGUACCGGUUGAUCCGCCACUGUACCCUGUAAUCGGGCCAAAUUUAUUUGGCGGGAGAAUGCUAUUUAUCCAGCCUUCGUGCAAGUAGAAUGCAGAAGACCAUCAAACGAUAAUUUUUCAACACCACCUCAUUUCGUCCAAUCGGUGUGUCAGUUCUUAGAUGAAACUUUUCUUCACGCCUGGAUUGGAAGAAGAAGAUUGGAAUAUUGAGUGGCCACUCAGAUCACCUAAUCUGGUUCCAGUGGGCUUUUUUCUAUUGGGUCACCUGAAAUCCAAGAUUUACGCUACCCAGCCUGAGUCACAGGAUGAUUUGCGAACUCGGAUCAUUAAUGAAUGCCGUCAAAUUCCACCAGAAAUCUUGAGUAUAGUACGUGAAGGUUUUCAGCGAAACUCGCAUUACUGCAAUGAAGUGGUAGGUGCCUAUUUCCAGCAUUUAAUAUAGUAAUCACAAAAUUCCUGAGAAGAUAAUAUGGGGUCUAUUGGGUAAAUCAGCAGAACUUCCAUGCGACGUAACACCACCUACACCUUCAGACAGUGUGAAAAUGGUUUUUUGGUAUAAAGAUAACAUUGGGAUGCCUUGGUAUAGCUUAGACGCACGAAGUGGGCUUUCGCAUGCAUCUCAUUUGACUAUUAGUGGCGAUCUGGGAAACCGCCUCUACUUUAUUAUGGAUGGGGAACCUUCCCAGGCGAGACUGAAAAUUGAAAAUAUAUCCAUUCACGACCAAGGAAUAUACAGGUGUCGAGUGGAUUUCGUCAAUUCUCCCACUAGAAAUUUUCAAGUCAACUUGAGUUUGAUAGAGCAACCAUCCUCCCUACGAGUUUUCGACGCAGAAGGCAGAGAAAUUACAUCGAAUUCCAGUGCCGGGCCUUUCUUGGAGGAGCACGAUCUAUUCCUGUCCUGCCAGGUGAAUGGGGGUAAACCUCGACCAACUGUAACGUGGUGGCAUGGAAAUUCUCUUCUCGAUGGGGUGGUGGAUACAAGUUCCAAUUCUUUCACUACCGUUAAUCAGUUGUUUAUAUCACACGUGUCACGUUAUCUUAAAGGAGCCCGAUUUGAAUGUAGAGCGACCUCUUCAGACACUGCUGGACACAUUACUAGAAACAUUCCAUUAAUUGUAUAUUUGAAGCCCAAUAAAGUGAAGAUAGUCUCUCCGAAUGAGCUGAUGUCGAACCGGAAGUCCCAGAACAUUAAAUGUGAAACUUCCGGCUCAUAUCCCCCCGCCAAACUAACGUGGCUACUUGACGGAAAGUCCAUUAAACAAUCCAUCGUUACGGAAGAAGAAACAGAAUUUUUUACCGCCAGUAUUUUGACAUUGACUGUGUCAGCAGACGACGAUGGCAAGGAGCUAAUUUGUCGUGCAGAGAAUCCUAGAUUUCCUGGAAGCAGAAUACAAGACAGCAGGCUAAUCAGUGUUGCGUAUCCCCCUAAAGUAAGGGUACAAUUGGAUUCCGAGCUAUCUCUGCCUGCUAAAGAGGGAUCGGAGGUCAGGCUAAAAUGCGAAGGACAAGCAAAUCCUAGUGCGAAUAAUUAUAGGUGGUAUCACAACGGUCACAUAGUCCAGUUGAACUCAACUUCCGGCGUAUUUCCCAUAGACGAUGUGCUCAUAAUGAAGCACGUGGACCGGAAAUCCGCCGGACAGUACGCCUGCUCGGCCACCAACAGUGAAGGGGAGACGUACAGCGCCACCUUCGAUCUGCAGGUCCAGUUUACACCUCGUUGCAGAAAAGGAUACGAAGAAAUAAGGGUGGGUGCAAUUCCACAGAAGAAAAUCAAGGUCGAGUGUCAUGUUGAGUCUGUUCCGGAGGUUAAUAAGUUUUACUGGACGUACAAUACCAGCAGAAAUGUCCUCAGAGUUCAAGGAUCGAGAAUGGAAAAUAAAGGCAGUAUUUCCACUCUGUACUUCGAAAUACCAUCUUCUGAAAAUGAAGUACAUUCAUUAUCGUGCUGGGCUGCCAACGAUCUGGGGCCACAAGUUGUUCCCUGCCUAUUCCUUCUUGUACCAGCAAGCACACCGGAAAGACCCCGUAACUGCAUCUACACCAACGCUACCGUAGGGGGCACAUUGAAGGUGACCUGCAGACCCGGCCGAGACGGGGGACUACCCCAAUCCUUCGUGCUCGAAGUGAAAGACGUAACACCUUUUAAUCCCCCGUCAUCCGGCGUUUCGACGCUGAGCGAUCAGGGAGAGGACGCUCCCCCCGCGUUCAGGUUCUUGGGGGAGCGGCCAGAGUUCGAGAUCCACAGCCUUCAGCCCGGCAGGGAAUACCAAGUGUCGGUGUUCGCGGAGAACGCCAGGGGACGCAGCACGCCAUACGAGAUCAUGCCCAGUAUCAGGGUUCCCCUGUCUGAUACAGCGGAAAGUGUUAAGAAUCAUGAAUUGGUCCAGCCUAAUACGUCGAAUCAGAAAGUAUCCACGAAUCUCACCCCAAUAUAUAUCGUUCUAUCAUCUUGUGCAGUUAUACUGGUAAUAGUGAUCAUCACUGCGGUUUCCAUCUUGGCAUGCAGAAAACCAUCUACCGAGGUGGUCGUUAGACGGAAGAAUACGAGGAAGCCUAAUAAUAUGACGGAAGAUUUCGAACUCAACUCAGAGGCUGGCUUUGGGUCUGGUUUCCAUCGCAGAAGCGCUCAGUAUAGGGCAAGCAUGUACGGAAUGGACGAUGUUGAGAGGCGGAUAUCCAACAUUGUAGAUAGGCCUGACCUUAUAUUAUCACCAAGAAGUCUAAGAAACGUGGACGAAGAAGACCAGGUCUAAUUCGAGGAGUACUUAUUUGAUGUAAUUGAGGAAUGAUGAACCAUUCAGCAAUGAACAUCAAUAAGUUACACAUUGAAGGAAAUAUCAAAGAAAAUAUUUUCUUCUUCAAUUAUUCAUAUAAUUGUUAUGAAGAACGCUUCUGGCGUUUCCAUAUUCGAACAAUCAAAGAGUAGAUCAUGAAUACUACCCUCAUUCUAGAGUUAUUAUUUUAAUUGAACAAUUAAUCAAGCCUACUUUUUGAGUGGCUAUCUAUCAGAAAUGACUGAUGGAACCCUUGUAAAUAUAGACAUUAUUUUCAAGUAUGAUGGAUGAAUAUUGUAUCAUCUCAUUAUUUAAGUAUAAGCGCUCAUUUUCAUAUUAUAUAGGUAUAAUCAUUCAUUCUUUUCAAGUAACUCAUGUAAAUAUUCCACUUAUUGUAUCUAUAAUAGUAUUGACAAAAUAUUGAUAAUUUUAAUUUCUUGCUAAGUAAUCAUGGAUCAUUGUAGAUAGGAUUUAUAACUUAUGGAUUGAGAUGCAUAAUUCCAUAUUUGCACCCAAUCUCUUCCAUAGUUCUUCACGACGAGUAUUAAGAAUUUAUGAAAUAUCAUUAAUAUGUACUUCAUAUAUAUUGUAAAAAUGUAAUCUCAGGAAUAUUUUCACUAUUUUAUGUAAAUAAA